AUGAUCCAUGCCGUGCUUAUAUUUAACACCUCCGGUGUGCCACGACUGACGGAGUUCUAUACGCCCGUACAGCAGUCCGCACAGACGCUUGUUCAGAAGAUUUUCGCGCUCAUCUCUGCACGACCCGCGGGCCUGUGUAACUUCCUCGAUGCACCCGAGCUUGAGGCACAUCUGGCACCAAAGGGCAGCGUCAACGAUGCAUCCAUGCCCCGAUCUGAUUAUGAACGAUGGCGCGUCGUGUACCGCAAUUACGCAACGCUCUACUUCGUCUUUGUUGUCGAUGGUGCGGAGAGUGAGCUUGGGAUUUUGGACCUGAUUCAGGUCUUCGUUGAGUCUCUCGACCGCGCAUUCGAGAACGUCUGUGAACUCGACUUGGUUUUCCACUUUGACGAGGCCCAUCACAUCCUUUCUGAAAUCAUCCAAGGUGGUCUUGUAUUAGAAACAAGUGUGGAAGAAAUUCAUAAUUCUGUUCAAGCGGCAGCAAAGGCAAGACAAGAAUCAUAUGCGUCAGCAAACCCACUUUCGCUGAGUAGCGGCGCGGUUCUUGGCCAACGGAGUGGCUCACUUGGAACGUCGCUAGGCUGGCUCACAGGCAGGUUAGGCGUGAUACGAUGA
Messenger RNA from Coniophora puteana RWD-64-598 SS2, 615 nucleotides. Its product is annotated as Adaptor protein complex sigma subunit. The record is from RefSeq and is a predicted model, not a curated record. The transcript is spliced from 5 exons. Gene Ontology annotation, cellular component: intracellular membrane-bounded organelle; membrane coat. Gene Ontology annotation, biological process: vesicle-mediated transport; intracellular protein transport. Lineage: Eukaryota; Fungi; Basidiomycota; Agaricomycetes; Boletales; Coniophoraceae. Bases 1 to 615 code for a protein of 204 amino acids.